GGGGUUUGUUGACAGCGGAGGCGGCGGCGGCUGCCCGCUCCUGAUCGUAGAAGCCGGAUCGGGGGAGGGGCCGGGCCCGGGACCCAGCACCUGGCAGCCCUCGGCGCAGCCGGCAGCCCACCGGGCAAGGUAACAGCCGCGGGGUCCCCGUCGUGACGCCCUCCCCCGGGCGCCAGCCCUCGGCAGCCCAGGCUCCGCCCCGCCGACCCCAGUCUCGGGGACCCCGGCCCUGGAGGCGCCGUGGCUGCAGCUGCUCCCGGGCCCCGUCCUGCGCUCCUCCUUGCCGGCGAAGCAUCCUCCCCGCUCCCCAGCGCGGAGGGCGGCCCCAUCCCAAGGUGCUGUUCCCUCCUCCCACCACCAGCUCUCCAGGACUAAGCUUCGGGGUCUCCCUGAAGUGCCGCCCCCACUCAAGAUACGGUCUCACUAUGUAGUUGGGGCUGAUCUUGAACUCAUGGAGAGAUCUUCCAACGUCAUGCAUCUGUGUGCAUCUUAGGCGUGGCUCCUCCAAUGAUUCUGUGAGAGCUGAGGCAUCACCACCGCCCGGGGUGGGGUCCUGUCCUGGAGUGGCCGCCUGCCGCCCCCAGCAUGGCAUCGGACACCCCUGAGUCCCUAAUGACGCUCUGCACUGACUUCUGCCUGCGCAAUCUGGAUGGUACCCUGGGGUAUCUGCUGGACAAGGAGAGCCUGCGGCUACAUCCAGACAUCUUCCUUCCCAGCGAGAUCUGUGACCGGCUGGUCAAUGAGUACGUGGAGCUGGUCAAUGCCGCCUGCACCUUCGAGCCCCACGAGAGCUUCUUCAGCCUCUUCUCAGAUCCACGCAGUACGCGCCUCACCCGCAUCCACUUGCGUGAGGACCUAGUGCAGGACCAGGACCUGGAGGCCAUCCACAAGCAGGACCUGGUGGAGCUGUACCUGACCAACUGUGAGAAGCUGUCCGCCAAGAGCCUCCAGACACUUCGCAGUUUCAGCCACACCCUGGUGUCCCUGAGCCUCUUCGGCUGUGCCAACAUCUUCUACGAGGAAGAAAACCCGGGGGGCUGUGAGGACGAGUGCCUGGUGAACCCCACUUGCCAGGUGCUGGUAAAGGACUUCACUUUUGAAGGCUUCAGCCGCCUGCGCUUCCUCAACCUGGGCCGCAUGAUUGAUGGGGUCCCCGUGGAGUCACUACUGCGGCCCCUCAGCUCUCUAGCCGCCCUGGACCUCUCAGGCAUCCAGACAAGCGAUGCCGCCUUCCUGACACAGUGGAAGGACAGCCUGGUGUCCCUUGUGCUCUACAACAUGGACCUGUCGGAUGACCACAUCCGGGUCAUUGUCCAGCUGCACAAGCUGCGGCACCUGGACAUUUCCCGCGACCGCCUCUCCAGCUACUACAAGUUCAAGCUCACUCGCAAGGUGUUGAGCCUCUUCGUACAGAAGCUGGGGAACCUCAUGUCCCUGGAUAUCUCUGGCCACAUGAUCCUGGAGAACUGCAGCAUCUCCAAGAUGGAUGAGGAGGCCGGCCAGACCAGCAUCGAGCCCUCAAAGAGCAGCAUCACGCCGUUCCGGGCGCUGAAGCGGCCCCUGCAGUUCCUCGGGCUUUUUGAGACCUCACUGUGCCGCCUCAAGCACAUUCCAGCCUACAAAGUGAGUGGUGACAAAAACGAAGAGCAGGUGCUGAACGCCAUCGAGGCCUACACAGAGCACCGACCUGAGAUCACGUCGCGGGCCAUCAACCUGCUCUUUGAUAUUGCACGCAUUGAGCGCUGUAACCAGUUCCUGCGGGCCCUGAAGCUGGUCAUCACAGCUCUCAAGUGCCACAAGUAUGACAAGAACAUCCAAGUGACAGGGAGCGCCGCCCUCUUCUACCUGACCAACUCCGAGUACAGAUCUGAGCAGAGCGUCAGGCUGCGCCGCCAGAUCAUCCAGGUGGUGCUGAACGGCAUGGAGUCCUACCAGGAGGUGACGGUGCAGCGGAACUGCUGCCUGACCCUGUGCAACUUCAGCAUCCCCGAGGAGCUGGAGUUCCAGUACCGCCGCGUCAACGAGCUGCUGCUCAGCAUCCUCAACCCCACGCGGCAGGAUGAGUCAAUCCAGCGCAUCGCUGUGCACCUGUGCAACGCCCUGGUCUGCCAGGUGGACAAUGACCACAAGGAGGCCGUGGGCAAGAUGGGCUUCGUUGUGACCAUGCUGAAGCUGAUUCAGAAGAAGCUGCUGGACAAGAUAUGUGACCAGGUCAUGGAGUUCUCCUGGAGCGCGCUGUGGAACAUUACAGACGAGACGCCCGACAACUGCGAGAUGUUCCUCAGCUACAACGGCAUGAAACUCUUCCUGGACUGCCUGAAGGAAUUCCCAGAGAAGCAGGAACUACACCGGAACAUGCUGGGGCUGCUGGGGAACGUGGCAGAGGUGAAGGAGCUGCGGCCUCAGCUGAUGACGUCCCAGUUCAUCGGUGUCUUCAGCAAUCUGCUGGAGAGCAAGGCCGAUGGCAUCGAGGUGUCCUACAACGCCUGUGGCGUCCUGUCCCACAUCAUGUUCGAUGGCCCAGAGGCCUGGGGCGUGUGUGAGCCACAAAGGGCGGAGGUGGAGGAGCGCAUGUGGGCGGCCAUCCAGAGCUGGGACAUCAACUCCCGCAGGAACAUCAACUACAGGUCCUUUGAGCCCAUCCUCCGCCUGCUCCCCCAGGGCAUCUCCCCCGUCAGCCAGCACUGGGCGACCUGGGCCCUGUACAACCUCGUGUCUGUCUACCCCGACAAGUACUGCCCGCUGCUGAUCAAGGAGGGUGGGAUGCCCUUGCUGAGGGACAUGAUCAAGAUGGCGACAGCGCGGCAAGAGACCAAGGAGAUGGCCCGCAAGGUGAUCGAGCACUGCAGCAACUUUAAAGAGGAAAACAUGGACACGUCCAGAUAGAGGCCUGCGCCACACUGCUGGACCGAGGCUGGGACUCAGCCCCAAGGCCCAGCUGCAGGCCCUCCGGAGCGCCCGAGGGGCGAGGAGACAGAAGGGACUUUUGCACAACCGACGCUUUUCCUUAACAUUAGUGAGAUAUAUAUAUUAUAUAUAUAUAUAUUAUUUUUUUUGGUUAGGUAGUGUGGAGUUUUGUGUGUAUGAUUUCUGUAUAAAAACAAAGGAGACUCCCCAAGCCCUUGCAGCUCCUCAGCUACCCCAGCCCAGCUCCAGACAUUGCAGCCCAUCCUCCCGCCCAGCGCCUCUAUGCCUCUGACGUGUCUGGUCCUCUCCCAGGGGACCCCCAGCCUGGCUCUGGCACCCUAAGCCGCCUGUGAAUGUCUGAGAUCCCCACCGGGGGCCCAGGCACGGCUGAUGGGGUUUGGGGACUACACUGACCCCACGGGUCUCCCUGAAGCCGUGGUGCUCCCGGCUGCGGGCCGCCGGGGCAGGGUGUGAGCCCACCCCAGGGCCCUGGCCGGGCCUGCCUGGGCCACGCUGCUAUGGAGGCUGCCUCUGAGCCUCCCACCGGCCCCAGGCUGCGGAUGGCCCCAGCCCGGGACAGCCAGGCUUCAGGUAGUGCCACUGCCCCUCUGCAAACCCACGCGGCGCCUGCCGAGCUCCAAGUCAGCACCUCCUGGGGCUCGGGGCUCACUCGCUUUGUGCCCUCUUCUGCCCACAAGCCCCAAGGUGUCGGGCAGCCCACCAGCAGAACUGAGCCCGAGCCUGCCUUGCUCACCCCACCACCAGGCUGACCCGAGAGGCAACUGUGUCCCCAGGCUGGAGCUCGGAGUUGCUCCUCGUGGACACCUGGAUUGCAGAGUCCUCGUGGCACGGGCCAGGGGAGCAGAGCUGCCCUGGAGGUGGCCCCCGUGGCUCUGGCCUCCCUGCGUCCCUCAGUUGCGCCUCACCCACCAGGUGGCCCCUCCUGCAGCCACUCCCUGGCAGGCGGGGUUACAGCUUCCCCCACCCCCCGUACCACCCUCCAUCACAGGCCCUGCCAGGCAGAGGCCUGGCACACUGCUUUUCCACCCAGAGCUGGGGACACAUCUGCGUGUGGGGAUGUCACAGAAAUACAUUUUUGUCAAAGUGCA
This is a messenger RNA of Octodon degus (degu), 4016 nucleotides long. It is a transcript of the gene Zer1, whose product is annotated as zyg-11 related cell cycle regulator. The transcript is spliced from 17 exons. Lineage: Eukaryota; Metazoa; Chordata; Mammalia; Rodentia; Octodontidae. The coding region runs from base 586 to 2886 and encodes 766 amino acids. Gene Ontology annotation, molecular function: protein binding. The record is from RefSeq and is a predicted model, not a curated record. Gene Ontology annotation, cellular component: Cul2-RING ubiquitin ligase complex.